Messenger RNA from Sycon ciliatum, 3200 nucleotides. Its product is annotated as TBC1 domain family member 12-like. The record is from RefSeq and is a predicted model, not a curated record. The transcript is spliced from 11 exons. Lineage: Eukaryota; Metazoa; Porifera; Calcarea; Leucosolenida; Sycettidae. Bases 523 to 2196 code for a protein of 557 amino acids.
AGUGUUUUAUUUACGACGUUACUUCUUGGAUCAAGCCAAGCACCCCAAAACGGCCAAAGGCAGAGAGCUCUUUUGGACCUUGACUUUGUGUGUUGCUGUGCAAACGCCGUUUACAGAGCAGGCCAUGUGAGUACCGGUACAUGUGUGUCCGAUUCCUUGGCUCUCGAGCAUCUCGCCCACACCCUUGGCCUUUACUUCGAAAAGACAAUUGUGGAUCUACGACUACGGUAGUGCACUUAUGUCUUUCGAAGGUAGCUACGACAGCUGGUUUGGAGAAGUCGCUUUUGCUGCACUGAUAAUUAUUCAACUGCAAAAUCAAUGUACUCUUGUUAUUGAUUAUGUUUACUACUGUACUAAAUAAAUGGUAGCAGUUAGUAACAUUCAGAAUAUCCUCACUCAUCACGUCUCGACUUGGGGAAAGCAACAUCGAGAGGUGUGUGAAGCUCUGAAGGUAGUUUUCGGAUACGGUGACGACUGAGGAUUUCCGCCUCCUGUCCACCCUCUGAAUUCGGAUUUUGAACCAUGGAGAUUGAAAAUGACGAGACCUGUGCGGUGAAUUCUGGGAGUCAAAGUGAUGCUGAGCCGAAUGUUCCAGGUGAUGAGGAACCAACUGUCGACAUCUCAAACGACGAAACGCCGAAUGUCCCAGCAGGUGGUGAGCCAAGUAUGCAUGUUGAUGUUGAGCAGAGUAAACCAGAUGACCCCAAACCUAACGUUCAGCCACACGUUCAGCCACCAGAACCACGAAACCAGCUUCUACAGGCAGCUGAAAGUGUGGCUGAAGAGGCCAGCGAGCUAAUGCUGACAGAUGUUGUCUUCACGUCGCGUAAAUCUAUGGACGUCCAAUCCAAUGGUGCAGAUCCAUUGCAACAGUCCAACAGCCAAGACAGUGAUGCUACACGUGGACCAUCCCCAAAUAAAUCACUCUCAACUCAGAACAGCACUGACUCGGGCAAGAAAACUGCUGGUACCCUCUCCAAUUUGCUUGGCAGGUUGCGAGGAGCGCCUGUUGCCACAAAGUCUGCUGGCUCUCCAUCAUCGACUACUGGCCUCAUUUUUGAGAACCGUCCUUCAAACCUCCCAGCGAAAUCUGAAGCUGAAGAAAAAAAGCAUCGAAGGCAGUAUGAGGCAAUGCUGGCGGCAGCUGGACAAAAAAAAAAGAAGGAGGAGGGACAGAUGGUGCGUGAGGCCAACGAUCGCAUCAAGCGAGAGGAGGAAGAGUCGUCUCGUCUCUCGUACUGGCUGAAGGAUGUCUUACCUCAUUGGGAAACAAUGCAUGGUGUACGCAAGACAAAGGACCUUUGGUGGUGUGGCCUACCAACAAGAGUUCGGGGCCAGGUCUGGAAGCGUGCACUUGGAAAUGACCUUCAAAUCACACAUGAUCUGUUUGAGAUAUCUCGUGCACGUGCUACAGAAAUGAUUAAACUCGGCGUGAAGACGAAGUCGGACGACAAGGAGACAUCAAGUUCCACAAACUCUGGAGAAUCCGGAUCAGCUUACUUGGUGUCGGCGAAAAGCCGGGAAGCCAGCGUCCAGCUGAUUCAUUUGGAUGUGCGGCGGACUUUUCCACUGCUGGGGAUAUUUCAGGAGGGUGGUCCGCUUCACAAAGACCUACACGAUGUGCUGUGUGCCUACUCGUGUUAUCGGCCAGACAUGGGAUACGUGCAAGGUAUGUCCUUCCUGGCAGCCGUCUUCAUCCUGAAUAUGGAGCCGUCAGAUGCGUUUGUGUGCCUAGCCAACCUACUCUGCAAACCCAUUCACAUGGCCCUGUUUCGCAUGGACGCAACGCAGAUCUCUCUGUACUUCAACACUUUUGCCAUACUACUUGAUGAGACAUUACCCAAGCUGGCGUCCCACUUCAAGACCCAGGGUGUUGAGCCAGCCACGUUCUUGGUGGAAUGGUUCUUUACAUCGUUUAGCAAGUCUCUGCCGCUGGACGUUGCGUCUCGAGUGUGGGAUGUGUACUUUCGCGAUGGUGACGAGUUUCUGUACAAAACUGGUCUCGGUAUUCUUCAUUUGUACCAGCCGCGCAUGCUGGAGAUGGAGUUCAGUGACCUGGCGCAGUUUUUCACACAUCUUCCGGAUGAUAUUAACGUUGACGAGCUCUUCCAGAGUAUCGCGGCCAUCAACCUGCCAAGUAAACGCUACCAGCAGGUGCUGGUGCAGCAGAAAGACAAAGCCACCGCUUCAUGCUGAUAGCUCCCCGUACCAUGUACGGAGUAAGUUAUUUUUUUAUUCCCGUCUUGUAAUAUCAUCCCUGGACUAGCGCGUCAUGUUGCGACGGCCUCGGCCAUUCCCAGCACAUUCCCUCCCCGGGCAUGGGAUCAUACCGUAGCCAUCUUCUCCCCGUGAUGUUCUCAUUGGUUUUACUCCACACUGAUUCCUCCUGGCCUGGAUGUCGGUGGAUUAGUGCUAGGAAUGUACUGCCCUGUUUAGUGCCAAGACAGUAGUAGUGCUUUGCGCCACCACCCGGUGCCUUUCCUAGACAGCUGCAGGUGGGUGUUCGUCCUUGUGCAUUACCUGUGGAUCUUCAAACUCCCUUUUAUCAAUACGCAUUCUGGACAUGCGUGAAGUAUGGUUUUAUAAUAUUAUAGUUUUUGUCGUAUUUUGUUUUUAUGCAUGUAGCAUUGUAUUUUAUCUCACUUCACCCUGAAUUCUGCCCCUGAUGGGGACUUCUUUCCACUCCCCAAUCGUCCAGGCAACGUCGUUUCAUGUGUUUCUUUGUCCUGGAAUUUAGCAGAGGGAGCUGAACUGUCCUCUAUUCUGCUUUCAUGUAGCUACUGUGAAAAGGGACGGCUGAGCCCAUCCACAUCACACUUCUUACCCUCCCCAUAUUAGGCUGAAUGUUGCCAAAGUUGACAAUUCCUGUGUUCGUGAGACACGUUCUGAUUCGGUUGCGCUCAGUUUACUAAUAUUAUUCUUGAAUAUGAUCAUCAUUUCUACCAGAGCAACCCCCACUGCUGCUGCCGCCACUGUUGCUGUAUGUGCAAUUACUGCACAUGAUGUAGUUAAACAUAAACACACACAUACACACACACACACGCACAUGCACAUACAAGCACGCUAUUUUGUACUGAGGACCGCUGGAUGGCUUCUUGGUUAGUGCUCGGCCGACUUUGGCAAUUAUUUUCUUUUUGAGCACGAGUUUAACGCUAUCAUGUUGGACAUUUUCUACUGAGUGCCACUGACUCAGAGUCGUA